AUGGAUAAACGUUACAAUACAAACCUUGAGCUCAGAUCCCUUGAGAAUGCCUUGGACGCCUUAUCACAGGAACCAUCUGAGUCGACUCUGGACUUCUUUGUCCCCGAUGAGGCUGCCCAAGACUCCUCUAUCAUUCGACGACUCAAGAAAGGUUUGAAGGAUCCCAAGGCUGUGCUAGCUGCCUCGCUAGCGGAUCCCCUCAACAAGAUGGACUUCGACACGUUCAAGGACACUCUCUUAGCUGUUAUCGAUGAUCUACCCGAUAUCAACGCCCUCACCAAAUCCGCUCCGAAAGGCGACAAAAGCAAGUCCCGGUCCGUCGACGAUGACUCCAACAUCAUGGCAUUAUGGCCCGCUGUAAAGCAAGCGCAUCAUCUCGCUGGCGUAUGUCUCAAGAAGUUUUCCAACUCGUCGGCGCCAUCUAACACCAACAACCACCAGUCCAACAACGCUUCUGACAUCAAGCUAGUCAACAACUCGGCUGCUUACGUGAGCGUUGCCAAUGCCCAGAUAAACUACUCAGCAUCUGACCUAUUCGCUACCUCCUCACCUGACCCCACCAUCACUGUUCGGCUAGGCAAACGACUUUGCUGUGAUAUCGAUCCCAUCGGCAAUGCCACGGUCUGGCCCUACCGAGCGGCUCAACGAAAGCGCACCACUGCCGAUGCUGAGAUCAUCUACCAGAAACUCUGCGCGAUGGAAGCGCGAGGCAAGGUUCGUCGAGUCCAGGAUUCUGAGCUCUCUAUCGUAUGCGAACCGAUUCUCAUUGACAAACUCGACCGUGCCGAUGGAAAGAUUACCAAGUCCCUUCAGAAGCUCUUCGGUACAACAUCUAUCUGUCCACGCACCGGUGUGACCGUAGGCUUCGGUACUCUGCUCGACACCGUCAUCAACCCGAAGCUGGUUGCCGAUGGUAUUGCUGCAACUGUCGUGCAUGUACAAGACGACGUCUUGGUCUCAUCACAAACCAUUGCUGAUGGGGAGAAGGCCUUGAGAGUGCUGACUGACAUCCUUACCGAGUACGGAUUCAUCAUCAACCAAGAGAAGUCUCAGUCACCGGCCAAGUCAACAACCUUCUGUGGUCUACUACUACACGGCCGAACCUACCGACCUCUACCUGCCAAACGGGAAAUCCCCGAGGCUACUUUCAACGCCGCGUUCAACGAUUUCCUCAAUGGGAAAGCUCCACCCAAGCGUCGAGGUCGUCGUCGUGUCAAGCACUCAGCUGAAUCACUCCGUCACAACCGUCUCUCAUGGCUGAGAAGCUGGACCGGUGUAUUCAACUACUUCUCGGGCCAUCUAUUACCCGACGCUAUUGCUGCUCUCCGGACUCUGAACGGAGCCAUCAAACACUACCAAGAUGAGGCUACUUCUGCCGACUUUUUGGAGACCCUCACCACACCCACUUCUGAUGCUUUCAAAGUUCUGCUCCGAGCUUACAUAGCAGGCACUCUACCGUCCUCGCUUGGUAACGAUGGUAUCGGUACUCUCGCUGUGGUGGACGCCAACAAUGACAGCUAUGGCGCUAUCAUCUUCAAGGUCUUCGAGCUUUCCGGAGAUGCGACCGAGUUUGCAACGUACUCCAAGACGGUGUUCAACUGCAUCCCCAACCUAGGUGAGCCCUUCAAUAUCUCUGAAGAUCGUGUCGCCAUUCUUCCACUCCGUGUCUGCGGUGAGAGGUUUCCGCACACCGUUAUCUGCCUGACAAAUGACGAAGCAGACGACUACAACGCGGAACGACUGGCGGAUUUACCAGGCGAAGGAAUUGUCAUUGAGGCAAUUGAUACUGAUGGCCCUAUGCCCGCCAACUUGGAUAUGCGAGCCAUCGCCAAAGUAGGCUUCAGAGAGACAGUGGUCUUGAAAGUCGCCUGUCCUGUUAUCGCGACGUCGAACGAUAUACGUGGUCGGUACUCUAACGGCUUGGUUGGAGUGGUGGAGCGAAUCACGCCGUCGCCUAAAGGGAGAGAAGUGGUCUGGGUGAAGUUCAAAGGGUACGGCUCACCAGUAUCAGUUGGCAGAGAGAAGUUCACUGUCCAUGACAUAGAUGGCUCUAUCUUGUUUGCUCGACGACAAGUUCCUCUAACGUUGGCCUUUGCCAUUACUGCCCAUCGCUCCGUGGGGCUAACGUUAGAGGGAGUUUGGGCACGAUUGCCCUGCAAUAAAGAUCGUGCUGAAAAGAGAAGCUACCCACAAGACCGCCUCUGGGAACAGAGCUGGCUCACCCACCAAUAUCGGGGUUAUCGUGACGACCUUAGCAUCACAUGA
Perkinsus marinus ATCC 50983 is the source of this 2265-nucleotide messenger RNA. RefSeq lists its product as hypothetical. NCBI's taxonomy places the organism in Eukaryota, Perkinsozoa, Perkinsida, Perkinsidae. The record is from RefSeq and is a predicted model, not a curated record. The transcript has 7 exons. Bases 1 to 2265 code for a protein of 754 amino acids.